AUGCAGCGACGGCUCAGCUCGGCCACGUGUGCUUCCCAGUGCGUCACUUUUCGCCGCCGCUGCGCCAGGUACGACGCCCGCGGUCAGCUCGGUGGCUCGACAGGCGCUCACUGGGUGAACGGUGAGGCCGGCAGUCGACUGGAGUUCGACCCGACGGCUCGGCCGGCCAUUCUGCGCAUCUCCGCCGUCAGCAGGGCCGACGCAGGCGUCUACCGGUGCCGCGUGGACUACGUGCAGGCGCCCACACGCAACCCGCGAGUCAACCUCACCGUGGUCGUACCUCCCAGGACGCCGGUGAUCUUUGAUGAGCUCGGGCGACAGACUGUGGAUGACCGAAUCGGACCCUACCGGGAGGGUCAGGCUGUCAACGUGACCUGCGCAGUGUUCGAAGGCUGGCCGGCGCCGGCGGUCACCUGGUACCGGGACGAUUCACCGGUGACGGGCUCCUGGUUCCGAGCUGUGGACGGCUCCUCCCGCAGUGAGCUCGCUCUGGGACCGCUCACCAGAGCCGACCUCGGGUCGAGGGUCACCUGUCAGACCACCUACCACGCCAGCAGUCCGCCCAAAACGGCCACCGCCGCCAUCGACAUGAUCCUGCCGCCGCUGGGUAUCUCCAUGCUGGGGGACAGCUCGCCACUGUCUGCCGGUCAGCCGUCGGAGGUCACCUGUCGAGUGGUGGGGUCACGGCCCGCGCCCGAGGUCACCUGGUGGCUGAACGGGCUGCAGCUGCGCCAGCACACGGCCGUGCCGGUACCGGACGGCACGCCGGGAGCCGGCGACGUGGCGCUCUCCACGCUGACGUUUACGCCGCAGGUGAAGGACGACGGCCUGCGACUGCGCUGCCAGGCGGUGAACCCUCACCUGCGCCGCGUCACUGCCGAGGACGGCCGCGUCAUCACCGUUCACUAUCCACCGAUUGUGACGCUGACCUCGUGGCCCCGGGACAACACUUCUGUGGGAGACACAGUGCGCAUGCGCUGUAACAUCAGCGCCAACCCGGGCAUCACUGACGUCACCUGGCGACAUGACGGUAGCCGGGUGACCAGCUCCACCAGUGACGUCACCGUAAGGAACGACACACUGCUGCUGCGCCGGCUGCGUCCGUCCGAUGCGGGAAUGUACACGUGCUCGGCUACCAACAGUCAGGGUUCUGUGACCAGUAACGCCAUCAGCCUGCAGGUCCAGCACCGUCCGAUGUGUCGCACUCCGCGCAGAACGUCCCAGCCGGCCAGUCGCGGUCCCUCGACCAACGUGACGUGUCCAGUGGCGGCCCACCCGCCGGCCCGGCGGUACCGGUGGGCGCUGUCCAGCGACCGCCUCGGUACCGUGCCGGACCUGAGUGGGGCUCUGCUCAAUGUGAGCACGGCCACCAUCGCUGUGCCGGUGUCCGUGGAGAACCCGCUGCCGACCCUUCUCUGCUGGGCGACCAACGCGCUGGGCGAGCAGUAUAAACCGUGCGUCAUCAACCUUUCGCCGGCAGAGGCGGCCAGCCGGCCGUGGCGGCCUCAGCAGUGCGGGGUCACCGGUCGGUCCGCCGACUCCAUCCGACUGACCUGUGUGCCGGGUCACGACGGUGGUCGGAGACAGACCUUCCACGUGGAGGUGUUCCGGGCGGCCGACAGUAGAAGGCAGGCCAACGUGAGCUCCACAGAUCCAAGUUUCGAGGUGGCUGGUCUCUCUCCGGGCGAGACGUACUCACUGCACGUGUACGCCAUGAACCCGCUGGGAGCGAGCACUCCGCUGACGCUGCUGGCGCGCACCGACGGACAGACCGAUCUGGCGGCAACUGCCACAUCAGCCACCCAGCUGGCCGGGCCGCCGCUGCUGGGCCUGCUGGGACUGCUGCUCCUGCUGGCCGCACUGCUGGCGCUGGCGCGGUGCUGGCGCAGCCGACGAGCUUCAGCCAAGGGCGUCCAGCGAAAUACACCGACCGUUCACACGAUGUCGACAGCGGACGGAUCGGGCCAGAGCGACGAGUGUCCCUGCAGUCCCGACCUGAUACCGGCCACAAAAACAGGAGGUGGAAGGACUGAAGAUGGUCCUGAGACCAUCUCCGACUGGCUGGCCGCCGAGCACCUGCCGUCUCAGCGGAGCCUCGGACCCGGCCCAUUCUCCGCUCAGCAUCAUCCCCCUCUCAGACGGUUUCCGUCGUGUGAGGCGGCCGGGCCCAGCCUCCACCCCUCUCGGGAGGCGCCCAGGCUCGGCCGGUACCCGCCCCCUCCAGGGAGCUUCGGGGACCCUUCGGGGGAGGUGCGGGUUAGCAGUCUCCCGCGGCAGAGCCGUCCUCCGGCGUGGCUCGACCAAGAGAUCUGGCACGAAAGGCCGCACGCUGGCACGGCUGCGAUCCACACGCUAAGGAGGCACCAGGCCGGUCCGUCGCGGCCCGCGCAGAGGCUACAGCGGCAGCCGGGCCCGACACUGAGCCAUAGUCAGCUGACGACGCAGUUCUAGCUUCCGCCGGUCACCUACAGAGGGCAGUGCGGCGCUGCCGGUUUAUACGCUGAGGAAAUAGUGAUCAUUCUCACCUUCAGUGGGCUUCAUCGUCAUCGCAUGUCUUGUGACAUGUCGCCACGGGGUGGAGAGUGUGAGUGGUGACGUUGUGGCAAAGUGAAUGUAUUGAUUGAUCGCAGGCGCAAAAGUAAGAGGAUGAAGCUAUUUAUA
Molecule: messenger RNA, 2661 nt
Organism: Amphibalanus amphitrite
Lineage: Eukaryota; Metazoa; Arthropoda; Thecostraca; Balanomorpha; Balanidae
Product: hemicentin-2-like
Exons: 15
Coding region: 1-2451 (816 amino acids)
Molecular function (GO): protein binding
Source: RefSeq, a predicted model, not a curated record